ACGGUACUCACAACUUUCAUACCGAAUCCUGAGGCGGAGCGCGACGCAUUGCAGAUCUUGUUCGCGCAUUUGCUGUCAAUCAACUCACGUGUUCGCUCUGCGUGUGUUUGCAGGAGGUGUGACUUUACACAGAGAGACGAGCAGGAAUAAUAAAGCAGCAGUUUAGAAAAAAACUUGUUAACUUGUUGGAGCAGACUUGAACCGCGCGUCUUUCAAGUUUCUUUUAUAUUAAAAUGUCUGCAAAAGACGAAAAUAUGCACCCGUUCGAAGUGGUUAAAAAGUUACACAAAACAUUGACAUUGGGUUUACAGUGAACUGCCGUGCCGAAGUGUUAACCUGAUUUAUUAUCUGUCUUUCUCCUUAUCAAUUGUUGUCAGUGCUUCAGGAAAGGACAUCUGUUGUGUGUAUUUCCAUUUAUUUAUACAUCUCUCGUACGAUCUGUAAUAACUCAUUCAUUAUUAUUUUAUAUUUUCACAUUUCCAAGGGAAGUAAAAAAGACCAGUAUUAUUAUCCCUGUCUUCUGACUGUCGCCACCAGGGGCGUAGCACAGUCAGAGGAUAUCCAAUUUAGUUUCUCUGUGGCCAGACGUUAAAUAAAAUUUAAUUAUUGCCCAGCUACAAACAGCGAGCCAUUUUUAGCUAUCUGAUUAUGCAGCGCGAAUCUAAAAGAAGAAAGAAUCAAAAAUCGUAGAUAUAAAAACAGUAGAAGUGUCUCAUGUGAACGGUCAUACCAACGAGUACUUGUGUGUGAGUGUAACUUAGUAGGCGGUGGAAUAACAAAACGAGAAAAAGUUCACUGUUCUGCGUGUGAACGCGUGUGUGUUUUUCUGAGGGGGCAGUGAUUUCGGAGGAGGGGCCAUGAACAUAAUCAUUCUAUAACCUGCAUUCGGCUUCCUUCCUUUUAUUUGUAUCCUUGUGGCAUACGCCCCCCUCAUAUUACACACGAUGUACUUGCGUCAUGCCGGCAACCAAAGCCUACUUGAAUCAGCAUCAUCGUAAACAUCAUCAGCUAAACAAGAGAAAGAAAACAGUGUAACAUCACCACAUCCACUGUUAACCGAGCCAGGUCAGCGCUGACAACCCAACAAAGCAUCAAAAUCCACGCCGAGUACAACCAGGCUCCAUUCAGAACGUGACGGAAUAGGACGAAGACUGCAGACUACAGUAAUGCAUUGCUCUGUCGCAUCGCAACACAAUUAGGGUCUUCGGCGGGAGGGAGCUGUGAGCUGCGAGGGACGGAAAUUCUCUGAGAGGCGCCGUGAAACCCAGCACAAACUACAAGACGACCAUUGCAUCACAUAUGCCGAAGGCGAGGAGCGUGUCAACUCUUGCAGAAGCUGCCGACUUGUUGCAGAUGGAGGUGCUGUGGGGGCAGGCGGCGCUGCUGGUGCAGGUAGCGUGGCUGCUGGCUGUCAGCGUGUGUUCGUCUCCUGCUCCUUGGGAGCGCGCCAACGCUUCAGGGGGACUCUUCGAAGGCCUCUCUCCUCAAGACUACGGGUUACGCCCAGGGAAUCCUUUAGACGAACUUCCUCCACCUGAUCUCAUCGAGUCGCCCAACAAGAUGCUGGACCCCAAGCCACACGACCUCAACGCAACUGCCCUGAGAGCCAUGUUAGGCCGCAGCUUUGACAGUCUCUUCAUGAGUAUCACGCGACCAAGACACUCGAAUCGUAAUCAGUCGACUUCCAGCAGCAGUGAUCUUGUCGAAUUUCCAUUCCGACGCAACAAACGAGGGCGCCUGGUACCAGUAGGAGAGAUGCCACACUCUCUGCGUGAAAUGAAUUUCAGAUACAUCAGACUACCAGACGGCUCCCGUCUCCGUACGCGCAUUUCGGCCAAACUCAAGAAGAAAUUGCAACAGUUCCUGUGGGCCUUCACUGCCUGUCCCAUCGUCUAUCGCUGGAAGGACCUGGGGAUUAGAUUCUGGCCCAGAUACCUCAAGGAAGGACACUGUCCGGCAGGAAAGACGUCGUGCUCUAUUCCUCCAGGCAUGAAGUGUCGUCCUGCAGCCAAAGCCCACAAGACACUCCUCCGCUGGCACUGUGCGCAGUACCCUCAUCACCACCAUCACAAUUCUGGUAGCAACAGUGCAAACCAUCAUCGGAACCUUCUUUAUUCUUCAUCGUCAACGCUGAGUGCCACAGUAAACCCUACAGUUGCAGACAGUGGCAUGCUAGGCCUUUCAAACAGUGGGUCAGCACAUAAGCAACACUGUCACUGGAUAAAAGUAGAGUAUCCCAUUGUGACGCAGUGUUCGUGUUCCUGUCCCACUAAUGGCAGCAGUUACUCGUAGACUGACAGUUGCAUUCAUGCAAUGCACUUCCGUUUUAAGAGUUCUUCUGCGAACGCAUUCUCGAUAAAACCCUCUUUAAGGCGACUUCCUUGACCGAAGAGGUUGUAGCUGAUGGCUUGAGGUGGAGCCUCUUCUUAAACCACGGACUUCGCAGUUUUGACGAAGCCUCCGCCAUAUGUGCAUUCCUCGAGCGAGAAAUGUCUAACCAGGUUCAAGGACGACUAUUUAUUUAUCAGCCAAAUAAUGUUCACCAACGAUUCUUCAGAUAAAUAAAAAUAAUGUGUAGUUCUACAAAAAAAAAACAUUAUCACUUUGUACAUAAAGGUGUAUAUAGCUUACAUGCAGAAUCUUUUUAAACCAAGAACUAAAUUAAAUGUAGAAUAACUGUAAUGAUACUCUACUGGGGCAGCUACCUUCGGAUGUAUACCUCAGGAGUUAUUAAUGUCUCAAGAAGAAAGCCGAUAUCCAUGACUCUAAAAGAUGACAAAUUUGUACUACACUUACGUAUAGAAACGUAUAGGAAAUACGAAUUAGCAAUAUAUUUCAAUGUGAUCAGCUAGAACUUCCGAAGGAGGAGUACUUACAGGUUUGGAAGUCGCGCAGGAAGAACUGGAUUAAAUGCGGUUUACGAGUACUAUGUUUUAACUGACAAUUUAUCUGAGACAACCUGAAACAAGUAUUUUGGCCACGAUAUCACGUGAACAGCAAGAUGACGCAGAUAAUGAAGCUGAUCAGAAAAAAGUUUCGAUCACUUUGAUUCUUUGCGCUUCUCGGUGGAUUCUGAAACUCCUAGUCUUCUGUCUAUUAAGUGCCGCAUCUAAUGUUGAGUGCCAACCUUGCACUGGAUGUGAGAAGAUAAAUGCCUCCUAUCAUAAGGAUACUAACACGGAAACAAUAAGUACAAGACAGUAACUAGAUACAACAGUUCGUAUUAGCCGUAAAUACUAUUGUAGUCGCAAAGUAAAUUAUUAACACCAUUUUAACUUUACA
Molecule: messenger RNA, 3282 nt
Organism: Zootermopsis nevadensis
Lineage: Eukaryota; Metazoa; Arthropoda; Insecta; Blattodea; Termopsidae
Product: noggin-3
Biological process (GO): dorsal/ventral pattern formation; osteoblast differentiation; negative regulation of cell differentiation
Source: RefSeq, a predicted model, not a curated record